AUGGAUGAAGGACGUCACCAUGUCAGCCAGAAGGAACUUGGUUUUAGAAAACCCGAGAUCUUCAACGGUUCAGACCGUUCGAAGCUUAGGGAAUUUAUAAACCAAUGCAAGAAUUACAUGGCCGGAAACAGCCAUGUCUACCAGGAGGACAAUCAGAAGAUCGCAUUCGUGCUAUCGCACAUGCAAGGAGGAACAGCAGGAUCAUGGGCACAGAGCUUCAUAGAAACGGAACUCACCAAUGAUGACUUCCUUUCUUAUGGGAGUUGGAGAGACUUCAUUGCGAGUGUGAACAAAGCGUUUGGCGAUGAAAAUAUUGAAGAAACCGCUCGUACCUUGCUGCGUAACAUCAAGCAAGGAACUCGUACUGCGGACGACUACAUUGCCGAAUUCCGAUCGCUUGAAUCCAAGGCGAAAUUAGAAGAUGUCGGAAAUAUCGAGUAUUUCAAGUGGGGACUUAACGACCCACUCCGACAAAGGAUAUACGGGAUGGAAAGCAUGCCCAAGACACUUGACAAGUGGUACGAAUAUGCCUCGCGGUUUGAUAACCAAUGGAGAUCUGCUCAGAUCUUCAAGCGAGGAGCCACUACGACGACGCGAGGAAAGGGCCGAUCUGUCCAUCGUCCCUACUACUCGGCUUCUGCAAAGGAUCCAAACGCGAUGGAUGUUGAUUGUGUCAAUAUCUCGCGCUUAUCCCCGGACGAGCGACAAAAGAGAAUGAAAGAAGGAUUAUGUUUCCUAUGCGGAAAGAAGGGCCAUAUAGCCAACGACAGACAAUUCCACCCCCAGUCUGGAAGUUUCACCCGUGCUAGAACGAUACAGCCCGGGCUAGACACAGACACGAUCACAUGGAUCAAGAAGAUGCGAGAAGACCUCGCACAGAAGAAGGAGACAUUGAAGGAAGAAACCAGAGAGGAACAGAUCGCCUAUGUGCGAAACGUCUUCAACGACAUGACUGAUGAAGAACGAACCCAAUUGGGUUUUUGA
Sparassis crispa is the source of this 984-nucleotide messenger RNA. RefSeq lists its product as hypothetical. The coding region runs from base 1 to 984 and encodes 327 amino acids. The transcript has a single exon. Gene Ontology annotation, molecular function: zinc ion binding; nucleic acid binding. The record is from RefSeq and is a predicted model, not a curated record. NCBI's taxonomy places the organism in Eukaryota, Fungi, Basidiomycota, Agaricomycetes, Polyporales, Sparassidaceae.